This is a messenger RNA of Drosophila hydei, 618 nucleotides long. It is a transcript of the gene Srg1, whose product is annotated as trithorax group protein osa. The coding region runs from base 39 to 509 and encodes 156 amino acids. The record is from RefSeq and is a predicted model, not a curated record. The transcript has a single exon. Lineage: Eukaryota; Metazoa; Arthropoda; Insecta; Diptera; Drosophilidae.
AAGGAAAAGCGUCAUAUCAAUUUUCAACAUUAACAAAGAUGCAGCUUAACAUUGGAUUCUGCUUCCUUCUGCUGGCAGCUCUGCUGACUGCGCAGGCGAAACCUACCUUCGAUAAAAUGGCGGAAGUGCUGCUAGACGUACUGGAUGAUAGGCCACAUUAUGCAAGACCGAGACCCUACGCACCAGUACCAUCAUCUGGCCCACUCAUACAGGAGGGCUAUGAUCAUGGCUACGAUUAUUACUAUGGUGGUGGCGGAGGUCAUGUGCACGGCAAUGGCGUUAACGUUGGCUAUCCCUAUGCACAGCCUCCUCCUGCUUAUGGUUAUUACGAUCAGGGACCUGUACAUGGGCCAGUAAAGGGCUACUUUCCCGAACCACACUAUCCACAUGGCUAUGCAUCACAUGGCUAUGCGCCCGCUCCCACAUACAGGCAGGAACAUGGCCACGGCUAUGGCAGAGUUGACGUUACGGGUCCCGGAGUCGGCGGUUACAAGCAACACGGUUAUUAGCAUCAAUUCGUGUUGAUACUGAUUUUUAAAGAAUUAAUAAUCUUAAGUACUGUUAUAUAUAAUUUAUUUGAAUGCUAGGCAUUUGCCAAUAAAUAUUUUGUUCUUAUCU